GUAGCUUAGAUCGAUUAGGACACACCACUGCCCCACUCUCCCUUUCCUCGUCCUCCCUACCCAACUGACUGAUUGAUUCCAUUAAGCUAAGCUAAGCCCACCAUCAAUCCAUCCAUCCAUCUUUAUAUCAAUCAAUCGGAGCCUUUCCUUUCCUUCCUUCUCUCACCUCUCACUCUUUAAUUAGAUACCUGUCCAUCGUCCUCUUAACAACUAUCAACAACAGCAGCCGCCAUUAACAUUCAUCUCCGGCUUGCUCCAGAUCCAGCACGUAGUCCCUAAUCUCCUCCGCUAUGGCUGAGAAGGUACGUACGUACGUACGUUACCAACCUAGCUAACUGUGACAUCCUGUUCCCCGGCCGGCCUCGAUCCAUUUUCUACCUACCUACCUACCUACCUACGCUACGCUACGCUACGCAGCUGCAGCAGCAGCAGCAGCUGCCUGUGUGUUUAAUCCUUCUGCACUGCACUAUGUUUGUAUGCUAUAUAUUUUUUCCCUUGGAUCGGAUCCAUGUAAUUAAUAUGUACCAAAACCUUUACUUUUCUUCAUCCAUGCAUCAUGCAAAUCUCUUUCUCCCUCUCCAUUAUUGCGCGCAACGCAAUCUAAUGUUUAAUUUCUUUUCUUUUGAUUCAAUGCCCAUCAUCAUCCUCAUCGUCAUCCGCACGUACGUACGUGGUGUAACAAACAGGUUACGACAAUGGUGGUGAAGGUUGUUCUUCAGUGCCCCUGCUGCUACAAGAAGGUCAAGAAAUUGCUCUGCAAAUUCCAUAUGAGUCACACGACCCUAAUCUUAAUUAAUUUACAAAACUUGAUGAUCUCACCUCAAUCUCAGUGCCCUCUAUAAAUUACUUACACGUAGGUGAAUUGGUGGGCAGUCAGUAAGUGUGAAAUGUAGCUUAGAUUAGGACACCCCACUCUCCCUUUCCUCAUCUUCCUCCCAACCCAAACCCAACUUCUUACUGAUUGAUUCAUUAGGGUAAGCCCCGCAUCCAUCCGUCCAUUCAUCCAUCCAUCCAUCCGUCCGUCCAUCUUUAUAUCAAUCAAUCAAACCCUUUCCUUCUUUCACCUCUCCCUCACCACUCACUCUCUAAUUCCAAUUCGAUACAUUCAUCGUCCUCAACAACUAUCAACAGCAGCCGCCGCCAACAUUAAUAUUCAUCUCCGGCUUCCUCCAGAUCCAGAUCUCCUCCGCUAUGGCUGAAAAGAAGGUUACGAUAAUGGUGCUGAAGGUUGAUCUUCAGUGCCCCUGCUGCUACAAGAAGGUCAAGAAAUUGCUCUGCAAAUUCCCUCAAAUACGAAACCAGAUCUUCGAUGAGAAGCAAAAUACGGUGACGAUCACCGUCGUAUGCUGCAGCCCCGAGAAGAUUCGAGACAAGUUGUGCUGCAAGGGUGGCAAGACCAUCAAGUGCAUCCAGAUCGUGGAGCCUAAGCCACCCAAAAAGCCCAAGGACUCUCCUCCUCCUCCUCCUCCCAAGGAAGACUCUCCGCCUCCACCGCCUCCCAAGGAAGAUUGUCCACCUCCUCCUCCUCCUCCCAAGGAAGAUUCUCCACCUCCACCGCCCCCUGGCGUGCCUGUCGCGGUAUGUUGUGGGCCGUGUUAUGAAGGGCGAGCAGGGGGGCCAUGCUAUCAUGGGUAUGGAAGAAGACCCGUGCCAGUCCUGAUAUCUACUCCUAACCCACCGGUGCCAGAAUGCCCACCAGCUCAUCAGAUGGAGGCCCCCACAGGGCUAUGUUGUGAGUCGUGUUAUGAAGGACGAGCAGGGGGCCCAUGCUAUCAUGGGUACGGAAGAAGACCCGUGCCCGUCCCGAUAUCUACUCCUCCUAACCCGUCGAUGCCAGUAUGCCCACCGGUUCAUCAGAGGGGGGGGCCCCCGAGAGUAUGUUGUGGGCCGUGUUCUGAAGGGCGAGCAGGGGGGCCAUGCUAUCAUGGGUACGGAAGACUCGUGCCCGUCCCGGUACCUACUCCUAAACCAUCGCCGCCAAAGGCUCCAAAAACCCCUCCGUCGCCACCUCAACCGGUGCCAGUAUGCCCACCGAUUCAUCAGAUGGGGGCUCCUGCAGGGAUAUGUUGUGGGUCGUGUUAUGAAGGGCGAGCAGGGGGCCCAUGCUAUCAUGGGUACGGAAGAUCCGUGUCAUGGUACGAUGGCUAUUAUGGUUAUGGUGGGGGGAGGGUGUGUCAUGUGAGUCGUUGCGACGACUACUUCAGCGACGAAAAUGCCACGGGCUGCACGAUCAUGUGAUGGGAAUGUGAUGGAGGAUAAUUCCCAGUAGAUUGGUUUGUUUGUAAGUUGGUUCGUUUUACAUAUGUUGGGCGUAGAAAAGAAAAAGAAUCAAUAAUGUGGUUGGUAAUAGUGGCAAAGUCUAAUGUUGGUGGCAUAGUAUAGUCAGUGCUUUUGAAAUUGCCGAAUUGGGGUCACAUAUUGUUACUAUAAAUAUAUAU
This is a messenger RNA of Diospyros lotus (date-plum), 2438 nucleotides long. RefSeq names its product sulfated surface glycoprotein 185-like. The record is from RefSeq and is a predicted model, not a curated record. Gene Ontology annotation, biological process: regulation of defense response to fungus. Bases 1192 to 2238 code for a protein of 348 amino acids. Gene Ontology annotation, molecular function: metal ion binding. Lineage: Eukaryota; Viridiplantae; Streptophyta; Magnoliopsida; Ericales; Ebenaceae. The transcript has 3 exons.